Molecule: messenger RNA, 543 nt
Organism: Postia placenta MAD-698-R-SB12
Lineage: Eukaryota; Fungi; Basidiomycota; Agaricomycetes; Polyporales; Adustoporiaceae
Exons: 2
Coding region: 1-543 (180 amino acids)
Source: RefSeq, a predicted model, not a curated record
AUGCUAGGUGAGCUCAAUGCCCGUCGCUGCAUCCACCCGCCCUCCAUUCACGCAUCUUGGCACGCCGUAUCCUCGGCCGCCUCUUCAUCCCCGCAUCGCGCCGUCAAUCUCGCACGCUCUAUCACCCCGUCUCGACGCGCUCCGUCCCCAGCUCCCGUCGACGACGUCCGCGCCAUCUCCCUCUCCGUCGCGUCUCGCUCGACAGCCUCGCGCAAUGGCAUAGUAUGGUGCGCCACCCCUCGUUCCUUGUCUCUGCCUCCACCGUCCGCCGCAGAACAGCCUGACACUGCGCGCUCUUCUUCCCUUCUUCAGCGCACCCGUCUGAUAUGCCGCCGCUACCGUUCUCUCGACGCGCGCACGUCAGUCUCCUGCACCGCCACCACCGCCGUCGUCUCAGCUACACCACAGAAUGCUCCGCGUGCAGACUGCGCAGCGUCGUGCUACCCGGCAAAGACUCCCGCGGCGAUCCUGAAGAUGACAUCGUCAGUGCCUCAUGCGUCGACGGUCAAGAGGCGGCGCACCUGGGACAGCCGGUCAACGUGA